UCAAGAUCACAUACCUAGCCAUACUUCUGCCUCGUGAGCAGUUGUCGUGCUUAUUACUACCCACUCACCAAUCCAUCAAUAGAUUUGUAGUGCGCUCUAUCGCACGAUUUCAAAGAUAGCGGAGAUAAUAUUUCUAUCGACAAACCUUGUGGGGAGCUUGGAAGAUGAUCAAUUUGUUUUGCCUCACAUAUUUGGCUAGGUAGCACCAUCGCAUGUUUGCAAGAUGGGUAACAGCUACUCCCUUACCACGCCGUACGCCGGCUCUGCUGGCAUCGACAUACCAGAACUAGCCGACCUAGUACACGAGAGAUCGAUCGGAAGCGCCCGGUUCAUGAAAAGUAUCCGUGCUCGUCAUCACGAUGGAGUAGUUCUGGCAAAGGUCACCGUGAAGCCCUAUACCCCACUAUCGCUACGCGAACACGGCGAGAAGAUUCUACAGGAAAGAGAUAAACUAAGAGAUGUUCCCAACGCCUUGGGCUUCGAGCGCGCCUUUGAAACCGAAGGGAAUGCUUAUCUUGUGCGACAAUACAUAUACAGCUCCCUAUACGACCGUAUGUCAACUAGACCAUUCCUCGAGGAUAUAGAGAAGAAAUGGUUGGCCUUCCAGUUGUUAUGCGCACUACGAGAUUGCCAUUCUCGGGACAUAUAUCAUGGCGAUAUCAAGACGGAGAAUAUCAUGGUGACAUCUUGGAACUGGCUUUACCUCACCGACUUUACAGGCUCUUUCAAACCCACGAUGCUACCCGAUGAUAAUCCUAUGUUUUACUCGUACUUUUUCGAUCUGUCGGGUCGACGUACAUGUUAUAUCGCACCUGAGAGAUUCGUCGAACACAUAGAAAAUCCGCAGACUCAACUUCAAGGGCACAAGCUCACAUGGUCGAUGGAUAUCUUCAGCGCCGGAUGCGUCAUUGCCGAGCUUUUCUUGGAGACACCUAUCUUCAGCCUCAGCCAAAUGUUUAAGUACCGUCGUGGCGAGUAUGAUCCCGUGAUCUCGCAUCUGAGUAGGAUACCUGACCAGGGCCUAAGAGAGAUGCUGUCAAGUAUGAUUCAUCUCGACCCCGAGAAACGGUACUCAGCAGAGCAGUAUUUGGAUUUUUAUAAAGCCAAAGUCUUUCCUGAGUAUUUCUAUAGCUUCCUCCACCAGUACAUGGAACUCAUCACCGAUUCAAGUUCUGGCAGGGCUCCUAUUUCGGGAUCCAUAAGAAACCUGGGUGAAGCUGAUGAACGAAUCGAUAGAGUUUUCUAUGAUUUUGACAAGAUAUCAUAUUUCUUAGGCUAUCACGAUGGCAAAGAAUCAUCUCAACUUACUCACUUCACUCCUCGACUCGGCCUAGGUCUUUUCCCUAUACGACUUAAUAUACCCAAUAAUGAACAUUUUACGUCUGCGGGAAAGCAGCCUCCCAUGGACGACGGAACACUAAUCUUCCUCACACUUGUCGCCGCGUCCCUUAGAAAUACUGCUCGAGCAGCAUCUAAAAUCAGAGCCUGUGACAUAUUGUUGGCUUUCUCAGAGAGAUUAUCUGACGAGGCAAAGCUCGACCGAGUUUUGCCAUACCUAAUGACUUUACUAAACGAUGAUGUCGAUCUCGUUGCUAUCGCGGCUCUCAGGUCUGUCACUCAGCUUUUGGCUCUUGUAUCGGUAGUUACGCCGGUUAAUGCCCACGUGUUCCCCGAAUACAUUAUGCCAAGAAUGCAAGUCUUCCUGUCUGGCGCUUCCAGACAACCUAUUAUGGGAAAAGAGCGCAGAGAACCGAGUGCUCUAGUCCGAUCCACGUACGCGUCUUGCUUAGGAAGCCUUGCGACGACCGCCUCGAAAUUCCUGGAGUUGACAGCCAUUCUAAGGGCAGAAGGGACUAUUAGCACAGCCGAUCCAGAGGUGGAGGCCGGGAGUGAUCCUGACUCCGCAUUUGACGGCUUAUUUGAUAAUGCUCAGAGCGAACUCGUCGAACUAUUCGAAGCACAUGCUAAAGCUUUAGUUGAAGACUCGGACGCUUCUGUACGCCGAGCUUUUCUCAGUUCUGUCCCAGAACUCUGCAUCUUUUUCGGCAGUAGAGAAUCUAACGAUAUCAUUCUUACUCACUUGAAUACAUAUCUUAACGAUAGAGACUGGAUGUUAAAAUGCGCUUUCUUUGAUACUAUCGUCGGUAUUGCUGCUUUCUUAGGUAGCAUAAGUCUGGAGGAAUUCAGCCUUCCCCUUAUGGUACAGGCUGUAACUGACCCCGAAGAACAUGUUGUUCAAGCGGCAUUGCACUCUUUAGCUGAGCUAGCAAGUUUAGGUCUCUUAUCAAAGGCAAAAAUCUGGGAGUUAAUCGACAUGGUUGGCCGCUUCACUAUGCACCCAAACCUAUGGAUUCGCGAAUCUGCAGCAGAGUACAUAUCUAGUGCCGCGAAACUACUAUCCCUUGCAGAUAAACGGUGCAUCGCCUACCCUCUUAUAAAGUCAUUUCUAAAACCACAUAUCAUCCCCGAUUUUUCCGAGCUCGACUUACUAGAUGCAUUGAAGAAACCGUUAUCGAGAACAGUGUUUGAUCUGGCUUUAUCCUGGGCUCAGAAGACCGAUAGAGGAUUAUUCUGGAAGGCGGUCAAACAGCAGAAGCAGUCGACUUUCACGAUUGCGUCUACGGCGUUAGCAAUUCGUUCAUCUCGGGAGGUGCAUCCUCAGACCCUUAACAGAGUCCAACGAAACGAUGAGGAUGAACAAUGGCUUGGCCGACUACGAAAUAUGGGUAUGGCAUCCGAAGACGAAUUCAAGCUGCUUGUUCUAAGGGAGUUCAUUUGGCGCCUAAGUCAGAUGAGGAAUAGGGAUCUGAUCACACAGGAUAAUAUUGCUACAUCCUUGAAUAACAUCAUUACUUUGAGGAGUCUGAAUGUUCAAUUACAAACUAUUAUAUUCAACGAGACUGCUGCCGAAGAGGAACCAGCGUGGCAAGAGCAGAUCACAUCCGAUUCGGAUAAAGGCCCGUAUACAAUUGCUGACGCUCUGAUGGAUGCGUCAAUGACGAUAGACGAGCCGGUCGGAAAGAGGAAACGUGCCGCAAUGAAUAACCAUCGCUCACGCCUAAGUAGCCGAGGAGGGGCAAUCUCGCCAAGAUCGAAGGAUAAUAGAGCCUUAUCGCCAGUGCAGACUCUAUCAUCGUCGCCGGUUGACGGCACGGGCUUUGAUCAAUCACGUCGAGCUUCAUCCACAACACGUGGACGGGUUUCCCUUGACGAUAAUGCGUCUGUCUCUGAUACUCCGUACUCUACUAGGAGGGCUAUUCGACAUCAGUCUAGCGCACUAGAUCUCUUGAAUAGAAAGGAUAGCGGUAGAUCCAUCGCCGAGACGGGAACAACCGAGGCAAACGCAUUCGGUCAGGUUGAAGGGCCAUUUGCGCAGAAUCCACCGCCCCAAAUUACAAUCCCUGAUAUCGUCACAGAAGAUGGAAAGCCGAGCAACCGACCACGUGCGGCACACACAUAUGAGGGCAAUGAUCCCGGCAUCCUGAAAAUGCUCGACAAUAUGUACAUCGAUAACUACCCUCAUGACAUAGCUCUGUUCGGACCACUUGUCCAGCCUAUUACGCGGAGGAAGGUUAGUAAAGCGGCUGGACAGACAGGCGAAGAAGCGUGGAAGCCGAACGGUAGUCUUGUUGCUACGUUUGCAGAACAUACGGGGGCGAUCAAUCGUGUGUUGCCAUCGCCAGAUCAUCUAUUUUUCAUCACGGGGAGCGACGACGGCACUGUCAAAGUCUGGGACUCGUCACGACUUGAACGUAAUGUCACCCAUCGUUCACGUCAAACCUAUAAGCAUGAGGCAGGCGCGAAGGUAACUGCUCUCUGUUUUGUAGAGAACACGCAUACCUUUAUCAGCUGCGCUACCGACGGUAGCGUCAAUGCCGUCAAGGUUGAUACCGCAGCGACGAGCGGAGCAACUAAGUAUAUCCGCUUACGACCUGUCCGAGAGUAUCAACUUCCGCCAGAUGAAUAUGCUAUAUGGUGUGAACAUUUUAAGCAAGAGCUUAACUCCGUGCUCGUCCUAGCGACCAACCGGUCUCGAGUCGUAGGUGUCGAUCUUCGCACAAGGUCGCUCCUCUACUCUCUUGAAAAUCCUGUACAUCACGGGACACCAACGUGUUUUUGUAUUGACCGAAAGCGUAACUGGCUAUUGCUUGGUACAUCUCACGGAGUCCUGGAUCUUUGGGAUCUUCGAUUCAAAAUGCGAGUUAAGAGCUGGGGAUUACCUGGCAAGUCGGCCAUCUAUCGUCUUAGCCUCCAUCCCGCCAAGGGGCGCGGGAAAUGGGUAUGUGUAGCAGGUGGUACUGGCCUUGGAGAAGUUACGGUCUGGGAUCUGGAGAAGACCCAAUGCAGAGAGAUCUACCGGGUGGGUGGGUCUAAAGAGGGACCAAAAGAAUAUAAGGCAUGGGAUGUUGACGAGGAUAAACCCGAGGGCAUGCUCGGCCGCUUCGCGACUAAUAUCGAACCUACGGCUAGCGGUAGUGGGGAUCGGGGCGUGCGAGCUAUGGUCGUCGGCUCGGGUGCUAUGGAAGAGCAGCGCGACGUGCGGUACGGAUACAUCCUAACGGGGGGUUCGGACAAGAAACUGCGUUUUUGGGAUCUAAUCCGCAUCGAGAAUUCGUGCGUGUUCAGCGGACUCCAAGGAGAGGACGCCAGGCCGGUCUUUUCUAUAGUCAAUACACCAAACCAACCCGGCUUAACCCUCAACGUCGAAAGGAUAUCCAAAACGGGUUCGGAGCAAAAGAAUGCCAAGAACGGCAAGGCCACAAGCGGUAGAGAGAAGCCUCCUCGGCAUACAGUCAUUUCGGCGGAGCAGGGACAGCUGCUUAGAAGCCACCUAGAUUCGAUUCUGGACGUGGCGGUCUUAGAGAUGCCAUACACGAUGACGGUUAGCGUGGAUCGAUCAGGUGUCAUAUUUGUAUUCCAAUAAGGGGUGAGUGAAAUGGACAAUAAACGAUAGAAGCGAAAGAGUAGCGAGUAUUGCGGGAUUUGGCGUUUUUGUUUUGGUUGGGUGUUAGUUUAGCUAUCUGCAUAUACUGUAGGCGAAUAGGAUACCAUGGCUAAGACGGGGCGUUACUGUGGGCUAGAAGGGCUGUAUUACUUUGUUAGGGGUAGCGUUAUGUAGAUGUUUUAAAUCGAAGUCGUGUGCACUGUUUGGAA
Annulohypoxylon maeteangense is the source of this 5154-nucleotide messenger RNA. Its product is annotated as ARM repeat-containing protein. Gene Ontology annotation, biological process: macroautophagy; autophagy of peroxisome; protein targeting to vacuole. Gene Ontology annotation, molecular function: ATP binding; protein binding; protein serine/threonine kinase activity. Lineage: Eukaryota; Fungi; Ascomycota; Sordariomycetes; Xylariales; Hypoxylaceae. The record is from RefSeq and is a predicted model, not a curated record. The coding region runs from base 224 to 4924 and encodes 1566 amino acids. Gene Ontology annotation, cellular component: phosphatidylinositol 3-kinase complex, class III, type II; phosphatidylinositol 3-kinase complex, class III, type I; nucleus-vacuole junction. The transcript is spliced from 2 exons.